AUGGCCAUGGCCGCCGUCAUGGACGUGGACGUGGACGUGGAUGUGGUUGUCGUCAAGGUCCGAACGAAUUUGACACUGCCAUGGAUGAGGAGAAUGGAAGUUCAUGUCCUUGAGGACGAUGCAGUGCAGCGUCAAGCUAAGGUACUUCAGCUGCCACAAGUGGAACGGAAGUGCCCCUCUACAAUUGCCCACAUCGUACCCACUGCACCUUUCAACGACCAACACCUCACUCAAGAAACCGCCUUGUGCUUCGCGACAUCAAGCUGCAGUUAUCGUAUUGCAGAAUCUGGAACAAUUCCGAAGCUCUCCGUUUCUUUCUGGAUAUUUCACUUUGUACUCCGGGCCGUGGAUGGCAUUGAAUCCUGGUCAAUGGCACAAUACUACCCCCACCCCGUCCGAGUGUUGAACACCGUAAAGGCCUUAGCUCUUUUCACCGGUCUGAGUCUGCCGUAUGUGUGUGUGUCCAUGGUCACAUGUAUCAACGCUUCAACGGUCCUGUCAGCCUUGAUCGAUGGUUUCCGAAAACCCGAGUCUAGCAGUCGGGCAUUACACAUGGCUUGGCGGUGGUUUCCAACUCCAAGGCCAUUUGGUGCUGAAUGGCUUCUGUACAUGUUCAACCGCCUACACGCCACAAACUCUCCCCUAACCCACAAGAGUCGCCUACCCAGAAGAUUGCAGGCUCCACGCAUAGCUACGGCAGCUUACGUACAAAUCCAAACGAGCUUCGGCUCGAGGAUCCGGUGCAUUGACCCAAAACAGCCGGGCUUGAAAGUUGGUAUGCACAAAUUCGACCCUCAUGGGACAUUCGAAUCAGCCCCCAGAUUUCCCCAUAACGAUGACAUCUUUCACAUGAUGUCGGUUGAUCCGCACCGUUUCAUAUUUUCGCGACUAUGGGUUCAGUCGUAUUUUCGUCAUAUGUCUAUCCAGACAACUAUUCAACUCGCGUGUACCUUCAUGUCAUGGAACUUUCUGGGGUUUCAUUUGGCAAAGUCCCGACCUCCUUCCUGGUCGUUAAUGCGGCCCUAUAAGACCCCACAGUUUCAUCGAGCAUACAGUCUUCCAUGGGUCUUACCAUCUGGCCGGCUCACCGAGUUAUAA
Neurospora crassa OR74A is the source of this 1098-nucleotide messenger RNA. RefSeq lists its product as hypothetical. The record is from RefSeq and is a predicted model, not a curated record. Lineage: Eukaryota; Fungi; Ascomycota; Sordariomycetes; Sordariales; Sordariaceae. The transcript is spliced from 6 exons. Bases 1 to 1098 code for a protein of 365 amino acids.